AGUAGUAACUCAUAGAGCGAGAAGAAAGAUAAAAAGAACCGACGUCUAAGAUCAAGACAAGGCAAUCAUGCUUCCCAUCCUCCUCCUCCUCCUCCUCCCCUCCUCUCAUGCCGCAGACUUCUGCGUCGCAGACCUCACGGGCCGCCUGACACCCUCCGGCUACGAGUGCAAGAUGGAGUCUUCCGUCACCACCAACGACUUCGUCUUCUCCGGCCUCGGCGUCCCCGGCAACACCUCCAACAUUAUCAAGGCCGCAGUCACCCCCGCCUUCGUCGCCCAAUUCCCGGGUGUCAACGGUCUCGGCAUCUCCGCCGCUCGCCUCGACCUUAAUCCAGGGGGUGUCAUCCCCCUCCACACCCACCCUGCCGCCUCUGAGUUCCUUGUGGUCACCCAGGGCACCAUCUGCGGCGGCUUCAUCUCCACCGCCAAUAACGUCUACCUUAAGACCCUCAAAACCGGCGACUCCAUGGUCUUCCCCCAAGGGCUAUUGCACUUCCAAGUGAAUUGUGGUGGGUCGACGACGGCUGUGGCCAUUGUGAGCUUCAGUAGCCCGAGCCCAGGGCUCCAGAUAACAGCAUUCGCGCUCUUUGCGAACAAUUUGCCGUCGGCAUUGGUGGAGAUGGUUACCUUCCUCGACGAUGCUGAAGUGAAGAAACUCAAGAAGUUGCUUGGAGGGACCGGGUAAUUAAGGGAGCGAGCUUGGUUGCCUUCAGGGAGUUGAUUUGAUGUGAGUUCUUUGAGGGUUUUAUGUCUGCGUGUAUGCUUGGUGUUAAUGUUGGUUGUGUUUCGUUUGUUGUGGGCAAAUGGUGUGGUGUAUGGAGUCUUGCUUUGGGUGAAGCAUUAUGAGGUGACAAAAUUAAUCUAAUAUCACUUGGCCUGGAAGUAGGAUUUGUCA
This is a messenger RNA of Elaeis guineensis (African oil palm), 895 nucleotides long. The record is from RefSeq and is a predicted model, not a curated record. NCBI's taxonomy places the organism in Eukaryota, Viridiplantae, Streptophyta, Magnoliopsida, Arecales, Arecaceae.